AUGAAGAUCGUUGCACACAUCCUCCCACUGCUGCUGCCAGCAUUGCUGAUGCCGCAGCUAGCCGCCGGUGCUGUCAACGGCGCCGUCUUUGGCGAGCUGCCGUCAUGCGCCCUCAAAUGUCUCAUCUCGUCCCUGGGCGAGUCGUCCUGCCCCGUCACAAAUACGACCUGCAUGUGUCUUGACACGAAACUGCAAGACGACUCCACGACAUGUAUCUUGGCCAACUGCACGGUAUUGGAGGCACUGAGCGCCAAGAACAUUACGGCGGUUGGUUGUGACCAGCCCAUCCGCAGCAAGAAUGCCGUUUUCCGGACCACGUCGACCACGCUCGGCAUUAUUACGGGCGUCUUUCUGGUGGCUCGUUUCGCGUACCGCAUCUUUGUGGCGCGCAGCAUCGGCUGGGACGACUGGGUGGCGCUGAUUGCGACGGUGGUGGGCGUGCCGAGCAGCAUCAUCAACAUCCAGGGCCUGGCGGCCAACGGCCUCGGCCGCGACAUCUGGACGCUGCCGUCGGCGGAGAUUUACCGCUUCGUCGAGUUCUUUUACAUUAUCGAGGUGCUCUACUUUACCGACGUCACGCUCCUCAAACUCACCAUCCUGUUCUUCUACCUGCGUAUUUUCCCGACACAGGGCGUGCGGCGCGUCAUCUGGGGCAGCAUUGGGUUUGUUGUCCUCUACGGCCUGACGUUUAUUCUGGUGGGCAUCUUCCAGUGCCACCCCAUUUCGUACUACUGGACCAACUGGGACGGCCAGCACACCGGCCACUGCCUCAACAUCAACGCGAUCGGCUGGGCGAAUGCGGCCAUCAGCAUUGCGCUCGACUUUUGGAUGCUGGCGAUCCCGCUGUACCAGCUGCGCAAGCUGCGUCUGCACUGGAAGAAGAAGCUCAGCGUGUGCUUCAUGUUUACCGUCGGUACAUUUAUUCUCCGCCUGCAUUCGCUGCUCGAUUUCGCCAACUCGAGUAACCCGACAUGGGACAACUACGAGGUCAUCAAUUGGUCGACGAUUGAGAUCAACGUCGGCAUCAUCUGCGCCUGCUUGCCGACGACGCGCCUGAUACUCGUGCACUUUUUUCCCCGCGUCCUCGGCUCGUCCAGCCAGAGAUACUACAACAACUACUACAACAGCGGCGGGCCCAACGGCAACAGCCAGGGCGGCCCCAACAACAGCCGCGGCGGCGGCGGCGGCGUGUCGCGCGGUGGCGGCGCAAUGGGCAGCCGUGCCCGCAGCAUCCCGCUCGUGUCGACGACGUCCAGCCGGCACCACAAGGGCACCAACAACACGACCAUUACGACCAUCAAUGCACACGACGAGGAGGACGACAUUGGCAUGAUGCACGACGGGACGCGGUACGGCCGUGGUGGCAACGCGAGUGCCGCGGCGCGGGGGGCACGGGAUGGCGCCGGUGCCGUGGGCUCGCAUGCACACAGCGCGUCGCAUGGUGGGCCGGGGGGCCCGGCGGGCAGUGCCGGGGCCCAGGCGAGCAACGGAAUCAUGUACUCCAAGUCGUACGCCGUCGAGUACGGCUCGGAGUACAACGACGAGGCGCGGCUCGUGUACGAGCGAGGGCAGCAGGGCAACCACAGCAAAACGGAUCUCAAGUCCUCACGAGGAAGCGAGUCGUCUUUGUAA
Sporothrix brasiliensis 5110 is the source of this 1632-nucleotide messenger RNA. RefSeq lists its product as uncharacterized. The record is from RefSeq and is a predicted model, not a curated record. Lineage: Eukaryota; Fungi; Ascomycota; Sordariomycetes; Ophiostomatales; Ophiostomataceae. The transcript is spliced from 3 exons. Bases 1 to 1632 code for a protein of 543 amino acids.